Pelobates fuscus (common spadefoot toad) is the source of this 1442-nucleotide messenger RNA. RefSeq names its product SERTA domain-containing protein 2-like. Lineage: Eukaryota; Metazoa; Chordata; Amphibia; Anura; Pelobatidae. Gene Ontology annotation, molecular function: transcription regulator activity. Bases 144 to 977 code for a protein of 277 amino acids. The transcript has 2 exons. Gene Ontology annotation, cellular component: nucleus. The record is from RefSeq and is a predicted model, not a curated record.
GCAGGUUCGAGGCUGGCAGCUGCUCCCUCGGAUGUGCCGGCUGGGGGGAGCUCGGGGCAGCCUGCCGUGAGCCGGGCGGCCUGCGGGGAGGACACCGUGCGAUAAUAAUACCGAGCGGACACUACACCCACACUGGGAGACUCAUGCUUGGUAGAGGACUUAAGCGCAAGGUGAAUGAUUGCGAAACCAUGAACGACUUCUCUAGUGUCUGUGAUUGCAACCGAAAUAACAUGCCAUACACUCAUCAAAGGCAGCUGGUGCUAAACAUGUGCCUCAGUAAGCUGCAAAACUAUAAAAUGUUAGUGGAGCCUAACCUGCAUCGAUCUGUUCUUAUAGCCAAUACAGUUAGACAAAUUCAGGAAGAAACCAGGCAAGAAGCUAGCCAGCUGCCAGGAAUUGUAUGUAAUGAUGUUGCCUCCAACGACAUAGUCUACACAGGUAGCGAUUCCUGUGAGAACUCCAUAAACUUGGCUUGUGGCAUAAGCACAGACAUUUCUAAAGACUCCUGGAGUUUGGAGAACCCUGCUGACUGUUUGAUGGAAGUUACAGAUGAUGACAUGUCCUUGGCCAUAUCCUCUAUUCUCCGAGAUUUAGACUUUAUGGAGGACACCAGCCCAGCUCAAACCCCGGUCCUUGUGCCAGAAGAUCAACCAAAACCUCUGGACAAUGGAAGCAAAGCGGGGGACAAACAAGACUUAAAAGGAGCGGAAUGUAUGUUUGGUUCUUUCGAAAUAACGAGUUCUACGAGUUACUUAAAGGAUCUGUCUAUUGAUGACAUUUUCGAAGACAUAGACACAUCUAUGUAUGAUUCAGACUUUAGUUUCUCUUCUUUGGUUUCCCCAAGAAUACAGCCUACCUCGGAGGAGGCUCUCAAGAUGUUUACUUUGUGCAAUUCACCUUCAAACAAUAAUUUGCAAGUUUGCAGAACAGAUUUAAAUGAUUUGGACCAUAUCAUGGAAAUCUUAGUUGGGUCCUGACACCAAAUUUCUUGACCUCAUUACUGUAUUUAUCAAAUACACAGCCAGUGUUCAUUUGGGGGAAAAUAUUUUUGAACUCCUACAUAAUUUGAAGAGACUUAUUCCUAAAUAUCUUAAGAUCUGUAGUUUAUAGUGCUCCCAGAUCGAGACAGUUUCGAUUUUACGUUUAUACUUUUUGGGUUGGACACUUCCUAUGGAUUCCUGCAAGUGACUGUUCAGAGACUUUUGCAGGAACCUUUUUUUAACUGGAAAAUACUGAAAUUCAACAAAGCCCUACAUUUUCAAAGAUUAGUAAAACAACUAUUUUUGUAAGCAUCUUUCUAAAUUUUCCUGGUCACCUCUUGUAUAUAGCGGACUCUACCUCUUUAAGGCGAAGUGCUAAACCAUUUCUUGUGCUGUAUCUCUUUGCUUCUGUUAUAUUUUGUUUGUAGGAAGAUGUAGUUAUUUUAAGAGUCACCUUUUCAU